GCCUCCCCUACAUGGCUCUCAAUAAAACCUCAAAACUCUCGGAAAAAAUAGUAAAUAAACAAAAUACGCAGUUGCGCCGGCUUGAAAGUGGCCCCGAAAAAGUAGUUCUUUUUCCACUCUUGACACGCACACGCCGUAGUUGCAGGCUGGCUACUUACGUUACAUUUCAGUGAAAUGCCGACGUCCGGGCGUAUUUGGCUGCUGCGAAAAAGCGUAACAUAAAUUCCUCGUAAUAAAUAAAACGCCCAAGUGUUUCAAAUAAAUAAUUUCACACUUUUUAUUUACGCAUUUGUAUACCCGAAGUGAAAUUUAAUGAAGGACAAGUGUCAUUGAAGCGUUGUGGUAUCGAAAGGUAAUGUGGCUUUCAGUGCACCUUGGGGAUAUUGGAGGGGAUUAAUGUGCCUCUUGGGGUCUUAAAGUUCUGCUAACAUCCGUUCGAUGACAAAGUAAUAGGUGAUCACGUCACUACAAGGACAGCCAUGAACGCGGCUGUGAUAGAAGUCCUCCAGCAGGCGAGUAGCCAAGAUCAGAAUGUCUUCAAGCCAGCUGAGCAGAUGCUCAGCGAAUGGGAAACGCAGAGAGGAUUUUACACCGCACUUUAUAAUGUCUUCUCCAAUUACUCAUUAUCGGCAAAUGUCAGAUGGAUGGCAGUUCUCUGUUUCAAGAAUGGAGUGGACAGAUAUUGGCGGAAAAAUGCACCAAAUGGAAUUGCCGAAGACGAGAAGGAGUUCCUACGUAGGAGUCUCCUCUUGACCUUCGAGGAACCUGUGAACCAACUAGCGACCCACUUGGCGAUAAUAAUCGGUAAAAUUGCGCGCCUAGACUGCCCCCGAGAAUGGGACAACCUGAUCCCUACGCUCAUCGACGUAAUCGGUUCACAAAAUUCAGUAGCUCAACACCGUGCUCUCCUGACUCUCCAUCACGUAGUGAAAACCCUCGCCUCAAAGCGCCUCCUUUCCGACAAACAACUCUUCGAGCAAUUAACCACCAACAUGUUCAACUUCAUUUUAAAUCUCUGGAACACUUUCACGGAGUCCUUCCUGAUUCUCGUCUCCCAGGGUGCCGACGACUCUCAGAUAUCAGAGCCCCUUGAAAAAGCCCUCCUCCUCCUUCGAAUCCUGCGAAAUCUCCUCGUCAACGGGUUUUCAAAUAUCUCGAAAUCCGAUGACGCCAUGAUGUUCCUAAAAGUCACUUUUUCCCGAGCAAAAGCCGCCCUAGAAUGUCGCAAGACAAUGAUGUGUCGAGAGAUGGAAGCGACUUCUUGCGAAAAAUUUAUAAUUCAAUUGACAAAAGUAAUGCUGGGAGCAUUGGAGCGUCACACAGCUUGUUACGUCGAGCUCAUCCCCACGUCCCUAGAAUUCUCAUUUUUUUACUGCUUCACGGAAGCCGGACAGCCCUUUGUGUUCGAGAAGUUCGUUAUCCAGAGUCUGAACAUGAUGAAGGACAUUCUUAUUAAAGCCGAUUACAUCGUCCAACGCACCUUUGGUGUACUCGUCUACAAAGAUGGGGAUGGACCGAAGGACCGUCUUGCCUUUCGAUGCGAGCAGCUCAGGGAAGAGUUUUUCACUCCAGAGAUUCUAAAGGAAAUCAGUUCCUGGCUGGUCACCAGGUACUUCCUACUGACUCCGUCCGAUCUUGAGCGCUGGAAUACAGACCCGGAGAACUACGCUGUUGACGAUAGUCAAGACUCAUGGAAAUACAGUCUUCGUCCCUGCGUGGAGAGCCUUUUCCUCUCGUUCUUUCCUCAAUUUCGUAAGCACCUAGUCCCGAUCCUAGUGGAGUUGAUGCAGAGGUACUAUCAACCAGUGGAUCCCAACGAUUUUCAUAGCAUGCUUCUGAAGGACGCCGUGUACCACGCCAUCGGUCUAGCAGCAUCUGAUCUUUACGACGAUGUCGACUUUAACAACUGGUUUUCAACCACUCUGAAAGAGGAAAUGAAAGUCACCAAUAGUAAUUACAGAAUCGUCAAGAGAAGGGUUUGUUGGCUGAUCGGUAAGUGGAUAGGGGUGAAGUUCAGUGGGGACUUGAGACCGGACUUUUACAAAAUGAUGACGGAGGCUCUUGGGCCUGAACAGGAUUUAGUAGUGAGGAUAGAGGCUAGUGAUACUUUGAAACGAGCCUUAGAUGACUGGCAAUUUGAUAGAGCGGAGUUUGGGCCUUAUCUGGAGACGUUGUUCACUCUCUUGUUUAAUUUAUUAAGGGAGGCCACGGAAUGCGACACUAAAAUGCAGGUGCUGUACGUUAUGUCGUUUAUGAUUGAGAGGAUCGGCGAGAAGAUCAAACCGUAUCUUGUACCUUUCACGAAUUAUCUGCCAUCAUUGUGGCAAAUAUCAGAGGAUCACAACAUGUUAAGGUGCGCUAUAAUCUCGACACUUGUACAUUAUGAGAAGGCUUUGGGACCUGAGAGUAUCAUACUAGAGCCCGUUGUCAUUGGAAUGAUUGCUCUGAGUUGUGAUAUGAAUCAGGACGCCCAUGUCUAUCUACUUGAGGAUGGUCUGCAGUUGUGGUUGGCUUUGCUUGAGAACACCCCAGGUAUUACUCCUGGAAUCAGUGAUCUUCUCAGGAAUAUGCCAGCCCUUCUGGAUGGUGGACUGGAUCAAGUGACUCUUAGGCCCGCGAUGUACGUUAUUCAGAAAUACGUCAUACUGAGCCCUGAAACUUUUCUUGGUGAAAUUGGUGCUGGCAUUGUCGAGGGAAUCAAGGGUAUCAUAGGUGAUCUCAGGCUGGAGGAUCUUGAGCGCGUUUUAAAUCUCUUGGAAAAAAUAUUGAUUGCUCUACCUGAGGAAGGACCGCACAUCAUUAAGCCCUUCUUACCAAGAAUUUUUAAUAUGAUUUAUGCUCAGGAGCAGAAUUCGAAUGGUAGGGCUUUUAACAAUUGUGUCAAGAUAUUUGCGAGGACACUGUUGAACUCCCGGGAGGUGUUCGCACAAGUUGUCAGUGAAGUUGCGAGUGACAUUGGAAGUAAUGCAACUAGUGAAACCGUGCUGGGGAGGCUCAUUGACGUUGGCGUGACUGAAUUUUUUGGAAUAAAUGAGGACAUUAAGUUAUUUGGACUUGCUCUGUGCUCACUGCUUACUGUUACUAGUCCGGUGAUUGUGUUUCAAUAUUUUCCGAAGAUCAUAGCAUAUCUUACGGAUGGACUCAAUGAUAUUAUGGAAAAUGAUGAUACAAAACCGGAGGUGGAUAAUCUUUAUCUUAGUAAUGGUUCUGUCAAUGAGGAUAUUCAUGAGGAAGAGACCGAGGGGGCUACGUAUCGAAAGCAGCUGUACAGGAUGAAGAUGAAGGAUAUUGUGCAUAAUGUGUGUUUAAGGCAAACACUUGAAAAUCAGCUGAUCGCACUCCGGAGGGACCUAACCCAAAAUCAAUUCGACCAAAUGAUCGCUUCCCUAGACCCCCUCGUUGAUCAUCAGCUCAGGGAAUACAUCGCUCUCUGAUUUUCACCGUAUGAAUGAAACUCAAUUGCCGUCGCAAGUAAGAACUCUAACAAAGUGAAGGAAGAGAUAGAGUAACGAUUUUUGAAUAACACAAAUGAGAAUACGUUUACCAGAAGUUCUGCGAUUUUUCGAGCUGUAAUGUAAAGUAAAUUUAUGAAGUGAUAAAAAAAGGAAAGCUUUUACAAGAGCCGCUGCAUUGUAAAAGGGCACUAUUCGAUUGUAUAUUACCUGUUCCACUGUAAACUAUAAUGUUGAUAAUAAAAACUCGACAAAUGUCAGUGAUUUCUUAAUUGA
Messenger RNA from Diachasmimorpha longicaudata, 3728 nucleotides. RefSeq names its product Importin beta11 (gene Impbeta11). The record is from RefSeq and is a predicted model, not a curated record. The transcript has 5 exons. Gene Ontology annotation, biological process: protein import into nucleus. Lineage: Eukaryota; Metazoa; Arthropoda; Insecta; Hymenoptera; Braconidae. Gene Ontology annotation, cellular component: cytosol; nuclear envelope. Bases 480 to 3434 code for a protein of 984 amino acids. Gene Ontology annotation, molecular function: small GTPase binding.